Molecule: messenger RNA, 2763 nt
Organism: Chrysochloris asiatica (Cape golden mole)
Lineage: Eukaryota; Metazoa; Chordata; Mammalia; Afrosoricida; Chrysochloridae
Gene: PTCHD3
Product: patched domain containing 3
Exons: 4
Coding region: 1-2763 (920 amino acids)
Cellular component (GO): membrane
Source: RefSeq, a predicted model, not a curated record
AUGAGUUUUACUAACCCCUCGAAAGUAGUUCCAGAAGCCGAUUCCCGGCUGGAGGAGGAGCAAAGGUCACAGUUGGGGAAGUCCGGGCAGGAGGGGCGGAAGUCAAAGCAACGCCAUUUCUGGCAGAAGCACCCGAAGUCCCAAGAAUCGCUGCCGCACCUGCUCGCUGAGGGGCAGGCCACAUCUUCACCCUCGCUAACAUCUGCUUCUGAGACCAAGAACGACCGCUGCCACACGGACUGCCUGGAGACACCACUCAACCAUGUCUUCCAACGGCUGGGCUGGGCGGUGGGCUCGUACCCCUGGUUCUUCCUCCUGGGACCCAUGCUCUUGACGGCCUUUCUCAGCACUGGCUUUGUCCAUCUGCUCAAGGACAAACAAGAAAAUCUAGAGGAGCAGUACUCCCCAAUGGGGAGCCCCGCCAAGAAAGAGCGCUUCUUCGUGCAGAGACAUUUCUCCACCAACGACUCCCUUAGCUUUUCCGCCACCAGGAAGAGCACGGAAUUCAAUUUCGCUACCAUUUUGGUGCUCUCCCACACCUCCUCGCUGCUGAAACCAGAAAGUUUUCAUGAAAUUAGUAAACUGGACCACGCGGUGCAGGAUCUAUCUCUGGUCAAGGAAAACGGAACCCGCAUCCACUACACGCAAGUGUGCGCCAAGUUCGGAGACAGCUGCGUGCCUUCCAACCCGCUCCUGGUGGCUUGGAGAGAGCAGAAAGACUUCGACCUGAAAAAUAUCACCUUUCCCAUCUUCAAUUUCAGCCAUCAGACCAUCUACUUGAACAGCCUUCUUGGAGGAGUCGUUUUAGGCCAGAGGGGAAAGACCCAGAUACUUCUGGAGGUCAAAGCCAUGCGGCUGCAGUACUACCUGCAGACUGAGCGAGCUGAGGACAACAACGAGCAGAGCAGGAAGUGGCUGGUGCAUUUCCUGAAAGUCUUCGGCGACUUGAAGGAGGGACUGAACUUGAAGAAGAUCCAGGCGGUCUACUUUUCAUCACUUUCCAGACAAUUGGAAUUUGAGGCAACUUCUAAAACAGUGGUCCCUUUGUUUCACUUGGCAUACCUUCUAAUCAUAUCAUUUGCAAUCAUAUCAUGCUACAGGUGUGACUGUGUACGAAACAAAAUGUGCGUUGCAACCUUUGGAGUGAUUUCUGCUGCCUUGGCAGUAGUAAGUGGCUUUGGCCUGAUGUUGUACAUUGGAGUUCCAUUUGUGAUCAUAGUUGCAAAUUCACCAUUUCUUAUUCUAGGCGUUGGGGUCGAUGACAUGUUUAUCAUGAUUUCUGCCUGGCAGAAGACCAACCUCAUGGAUAGCAUAAGACAUCGGAUGUCCAGUGUCUAUUCAAAGGUGGCAGUGUCCAUUACAGUCACCACCAUCACCAAUGUCCUGGCCUUCUAUACAGGGGUUAUGACCUCUUUCAGAUCUGUACAGUACUUUUGCAUCUACACAGGAACAACUCUGCUCUUUUGUUAUUUUUAUAACAUCACCUGUUUUGGAGCAUUUUUGGCCCUGGAUGGUAAGAGAGAAGUAGUCUGUCUGCGCUGGUUGGAAAAAUCAGAUAGUCCUGACCAAAAAUGUGCCUCUUUAAAAAGGUCCUGCUGUGCCCCAUUUGGUUCUCUCCCAGAUGAGCAUGGAACUGGUAUCCAUCCAAUGAAUUUGUUCUUUAGAGACUAUUUUGGCCCUUUUCUCACAAGCAUGGAGUCCAAGUGUUUCGUAGUGUUGCUAUACCUUAUGUAUAUCAUAAGCAGUAUAUAUGGGUGUUUCCACGUGCAAGAAGGUUUAGAUGUUCGAAAUCUAGCGAGCGAUGAUUCCUACGUCACACCGUAUUUUGAUGUAGAUGAAGCGUAUUUUUCAGAGUAUGGCCCCAUGGUUAUGGUGGUCGUUACUGAAAAUGUUGACUACUGGAAUAAAGAUGUGAGGCAAAAAUUGGAACAAUGCAUGAGACAGUUUGAAGAGAAUGAGUAUAUAGAUAGUAGUCUCACAGAAUUUUGGUUAAGAUCAUAUGUGCAGUAUUUGGGAGAAGCAAAACAAGAUGUCAAUGAUAAGGAUACUUUUAUAAACAAUAUUCCCAUAUUUUUAAAGAAUUUUUCAAAUUUCAUAUAUGAUAUUAAUAUUUCAUCAUCAAAUGAAAUCGUUUCUUCCCGGGCUUUUAUUCAGACCAAGAAUAUUUCUACUCCAGCCAGUAAGAAGAAGAUGUUGCAACAGUUUCGAGGCAUUGCUGCAAAGUGUAAAAUUCCCCUGUUGGUGUAUAACCAGGCCUUCAUAUAUUAUGAUCAGUAUACUGUAAUAGUGGAAAAUACCAUUCGAAGUGUCAUUAUUGCAUCAUUAGCUAUGUUUGUUGUUUCUUUACUGUUAAUUCCUCAUCCAUUGUGUUCCUUGUGGGUAACUUUCGCUAUUGCAUCUGUGGUAGUCGGAGUCACAGGUUUCAUGGCUUACUGGAAUGUCAAUCUUGAUUCCAUAUCCAUGAUGAACCUUGUCAUUUGUAUAGGGUUUUCUUUCGACUUUUCUGCGCACAUAUGCUAUGCGUUUGUGUCUAGUUCUGAGCCCUCAGUAAACCAAAAGGCAAUUGAGGCAUUGUAUCUGCUAGGCUAUCCCUUGUUACAAAGUGCACUUUCAACAGUAGUAGGGGUAUGUGUUUUAUAUACAUCGAGCGCAUACAUUUUCAGAACAUUUUUUAAGAUUAUAUUUCUUGUUAUGGUGUUUGGGGCUGCUCAUGGCCUAAUUUUUAUUCCAGUAUUCUUAACCAUUUUUGGAAGCUUUGGUUAA